UUGCUUCAAGUAUGCUUUAUUUUUGCGAAAUUCAUUUAAUUGUAGAUUUUCUCUCUUAUAAAUGUAUUACAUUGUUUUAAUAUUAGUGCCUGGACUUACUGGUGGUAAAAUGAGUUCCUCUUUAGGAGAUUCAGGAAUAGACUUAUUGGAUAAUCUCUCUACUGUUAAGAAGAAGCUCAAAAAGGCAUUUUGUGAACCUAGUAAUUUAGAAGAUAAUGGAGUUCUGGCUUUUGUAAAACAUGUGCUACUCUUCAAAGAUGAAGAUUUUGUCAUUCGUCAUUCAGAGAAAUGAUGAAAAUGGUGGAAACACAAAUUAUAAAAAUAAUGUGUAUAUAGAAGACGACUUUGAAAAUAUGUGUGUAUUUGUGUUAAAAUAUGUUAAUAAAGAUUUUCAAAAUGUUAA
This is a messenger RNA of Parasteatoda tepidariorum (common house spider), 403 nucleotides long. NCBI's taxonomy places the organism in Eukaryota, Metazoa, Arthropoda, Arachnida, Araneae, Theridiidae. The record is from RefSeq and is a predicted model, not a curated record.